Kogia breviceps (pygmy sperm whale) is the source of this 2955-nucleotide messenger RNA. It is a transcript of the gene GLCCI1, whose product is annotated as glucocorticoid induced 1. Lineage: Eukaryota; Metazoa; Chordata; Mammalia; Artiodactyla; Physeteridae. The record is from RefSeq and is a predicted model, not a curated record. Gene Ontology annotation, cellular component: cytoplasm.
GCGGCGGCGUUUGCGGUGGCGCGGCUCCGUGUUCAUCAAGGCACCUCGAGGCCCUUACCCCCUACCAGGUCCCCAGAAGCAGGGAUCCCGGCCCUCCCUGCAGCUGCUGGGCUCUCCUGCGCGUGCAGCCCCGCGAAUCUGCGUGAUCCCGGCGGCUGCCCCUUUCCCCUGUCAGAGCGAUGCCCGGGGCGGCGGCGGCGGCGGCUCUGGGCUCCUCGCGGCCCCGGCCGUGACCGCCACACCGAGCCCGGUCGGGCGGUUGGGGCCGUUGGACGUUUGUUUUCGCAGGCUUCCCCUCCCCCCUCGCUGAGGCGGCGGGGGUGCGCGUUGCGAAGGGGGAGCCGAGAGACUCCUCCCCCUCCACGAUACCCCCGCCCCUCCCCCUUACACACUCGCACGCACUAUCGCGCCGGCUCCCACACGCUCGCGCGCCUCCCGCUCCGCGCCUCGGUGUUGGCCGGCAUCGUCCAGGGCCCGCGGAGCCACCAUGUCCACUGCCUCCUCCUCUUCCAGUUCCUCUCAGACUCCUCAUCCCCCGCCGCAGAGGAUGCGGCGCAGCGCCGCGGGUUCCCCGCCCGCCACCCCCGCCGCCGGGAGCGGGAACGGUGCGGGAGGCGGCGGCGUGAGCUGCGCCCCGGUUGCGGGAGCCGGCCGGCUGCUGCAGCCCAUCCGCGCCACGGUGCCCUACCAGCUCCUGCGGGGCAGCCAGCACAGUCCCACGCGCCCGCCCGCCGCCGCCGCCUCGCUGGGCAGCCUCCCGGGGCCCGGCGCGGCCCGCGGCCCCAGCCCGCCCAGCCCGACGCCGCCGCCGACCGCGGCCCCGACCGAGCAGGCGCCGCGGGCCAAGGGCCGCCCGAGACGGUCCCCAGAGAACCACCGGAGGAGCAACUCACCUGAGCGACGGAGCCCCGGCUCGCCCGUGUGCAGAGUGGACAGGCCAAAAUCUCAUCAAGUUCGAACCUCUGGUACAAUAAGGCGAACCUCUUCUUUGGAUACGAUAACAGGACCUUAUCUCACAGGACAGUGGCCACGAGAUCCUCAUGUUCAUUACCCUUCAUGCAUGAAAGAUAAAGCUACUCAGACACCUAGCUGUUGGGUAGAAGAAGGCACAGAAAAGAGAUCACAUCAGCGUUCUGCAUCAUGGGGGAGUGCUGAUCAACUAAAAGAGCAGAUUGCCAAACUGAGGCAGCAACUACAACGUAGUAAGCAGAGCAGUCGGCACAGUAAGGAGAAGGAUCGUCAGUCACCUCUCCAUGGCAACCAUAUAGCAAUCAAUCACACUCAGGCUACUGGAUCAAGAUCAGUCCCUAUGCCACUGUCAAAUGUAUCAGUGCCAAAAUCAUCUGUUUCACGUGUGCCCUGCAAUGUAGAAGGAAUAAGUCCCGAAUUAGAAAAGGUAUUCAUUAAAGAAAAUAACGGGAAAGAGGAACUAUCCAAGCCUUUGGAUAUCCCGGAUGGUCGGAGAGCCCCCCUCCCUGCUCACUACCGGAGCAGCAGCACUCGCAGCAUCGACACGCAGACCCCCUCUGUGCAGGAGCGCAGCAGUAGUUGCAGCAGUCACUCCCCCUGUGUCUCCCCCUUCUGUCCCCCGGAAUCCCAGGAUGGUAGCCCUUGCUCAACAGAAGAUUUACUCUAUGAUCGUGAUAAAGACAGUGGGAGUAGCUCACCGUUACCCAAGUAUGCUUCAUCUCCCAAACCAAACAACAGCUACAUGUUCAAACGGGAGCCCCCAGAGGGAUGUGAGCGAGUGAAGGUCUUUGAGGAAAUGGCGUCUCGCCAGCCUAUCGCAGCCCCUCUCUUUUCAUGUCCUGACAAAAACAAGGUUAAUUUCAUCCCAACCGGAUCAGCUUUCUGUCCUGUAAAACUUCUAGGCCCUCUCCUACCUGCCUCUGACCUGAUGCUCAAGAACUCUCCUAACUCUGGCCAGAGCUCAGCUCUGGCCACCCUGACCGUGGAGCAGCUCUCCUCCCGGGUUUCCUUUACGUCUCUUUCUGAUGACACCAGCGUGACGGGCUCCACAGAGGCCUCUGUCCAACAGCCAUCCCAGCAGCCACAGCAGCUCCUGCAGGAACUGCAGGGUGAGGAGCACAUCUCCUCUCAGAACUACGUGAUCAUCUAAAGCAGAGGGGGAGCUGGCCUCCACCCUGUGUUCCCUGGAUUAGGAACUAGAUCUCAGACAUCUAUCUGCAUGGAGUGACAAACUUCCUGACACCACCACCACCAACAACAGAAUACUUAUCAGCAUCAUAAAGUAUCUCUCAACACUGAUCUUGGCAGGGACGGAACUCCUAUUCAGCAGUUUUUGUGGAAAGCAGUAAUGCUUGCAAAAAUGUGUGUAUCAUUCAGCAUUUUAAGUGGAGACUAUGCAUUUCAUAGUAUGUUUGACAGAUUAGUACUGUGUCCUGUGUUUUGUUCCAAACUCUUCAGUAUAAAUAAGCUCUAUAUCAGAAAGUUGCCUGUCUAAAUAGAAAAUGUCUUGCUGUGUUUUGUCCUAUGGAAAAAUACUGUACUUCAGAAUUAUGUUUACAAUUGAUCCAGGUGUUUGUUUCUAACUUCUGUAAUACAUACAAUGCAAAAAAAUAAGUAAAUAAAUGGCCACAACAGUUGCACAGUGCCCACCCUAUGGCCUAGCUUCAGGUACUUCAGUUGAAGUCUAAACUCAGGUAACUUGGAAUGUAUAUCAUAUUGGGAUAUUAACUAUUUCACAGCUAAAAAGCUAAAGAGGGAACAUCACUCUUUUGCCUUUUCUUAUUUUAUGCAUUUCCCUUUCCUCAUUACAUUCCACAUUCUUAGAAUAAGAAGUGCAUUCAACCCUAGGAGAACAGAAAUCCUGGACAUGGGUGAACAUGAGGAGAACCAGCAAAUCUGUGGUGUCUGACAUCACUUUUGUCAUGUGGUUACACGUAAAACAACUGUUGCAUUCACUGUUUCAGUAUGUGUAAAUGUGGCUUUUUU